Molecule: messenger RNA, 2502 nt
Organism: Fukomys damarensis (Damara mole-rat)
Lineage: Eukaryota; Metazoa; Chordata; Mammalia; Rodentia; Bathyergidae
Product: C-type lectin domain family 4 member E
Exons: 6
Coding region: 251-889 (212 amino acids)
Biological process (GO): antifungal innate immune response
Cellular component (GO): external side of plasma membrane
Molecular function (GO): carbohydrate binding
Source: RefSeq, a predicted model, not a curated record
UAGUGUUGCCGGGUGCACACCACUGUCCUGCUUAUGCAAGAAAGGAAAUCCGGAGUCCAGGGCACAGCUGCAGAGCUGUGGUCCAUACUGCAGGUCCUUUGGGGUUGGACUUUACAAAAACAGACAAAGCGUUCACCUUUGAAGAUUAGUUUUCUCCGGACCCUACCAACGAAACACUUCUGGACCCAGAUAUUGGGAAGAGAGAGAGAGCAGUCAAGGAAAGACAGAGAAAGAGAAAGAAAGAAAGAAAAUGAAUUCUUCCAAAUCUUCCGCAUCACAAUGUGCAGAGAAAGGAUGCUUCUCUCACCAGGGACACUUCUGGGCUGUGGCUGGGGCCUCCAUCCUGCUUCUUUCUGCCUGUUUUAUUGCCAGAUGUGUUGUAACAUAUCAGAGCUUUCGCACUUGUGAUGAGAAGAAGCUGCAGCCACGUGCACAUUUCCAGGAGAUUUCCUGCGAUAAUAAUGGACCAGGUUCAGUAAAGCGUUGCUGUCCACUGAACUGGCUACACUUCCAAUCGAGCUGCUACUUCUUUUCUUCCACCACCUUGACCUGGCCGUCAAGUUUAAAAAACUGCUCGGGCAUGGGGGCUCAUCUAGUGGUCAUCAACACGGCAGAGGAACAGGAGUUCCUUUUCCACACAAAACCUAAACUGAGAGAGUAUUACAUUGGCCUGACAGACCAGGUGAUCGAGGGGCAGUGGCAGUGGGUGGAUGGCACACCUUUCUCUCUGAGCUUCUGGGAUGCAGGGGAGCCCAACAACAUAGUCAGCGUGGAGGACUGUGCCACAAUUAGGGACUCUGGGGACCCGAAGAGGAACUGGAACGAUGUGCCCUGCUUCUUCUCCAUGUUUCGGGUUUGUGAAAUGCCAGAGAUAAAUCCCCUGGACUGAGACAGUUACCUAUGAACAGGAGCAUGGCUUAAAUCAUCUGUAAUGAGGAGGACCAUGUGCGGCCACACCCAUAAGGCCAGCUCGAGGGUUCCUUCACUGGACACCACAAAGGGCUCCUUCAGUGUCCUUUGUUGUGAAAAAAAUAAAAAUAAGUAAUCUUCAGUGUUACAGUUCACGAUAUGGACUGAAAUGCAUUUUCCUCCAAGCUAAUCUAAGGUCCUCUUCUUGGGAUUUACAAAGUAAGUCACUAGUAAAUACUGUGAGAGGGAAGGGACACUUCUUUCAAUACAUUGGUAAGUAUUUAUGAGAAAGUACAGGGGCAUACAGAGUGCAGAAAUUUCAGGAAAGAAGAUUUUAAAAAAUGCCUUUGAAAGAUCAGCUGAUGGCCUUCUUCUUUCUAAGUCCUGAAAAAUCUGUCUUCUUUUAUACUGUUUAUAUCUCCUGUCCGAGCAUAUACAGUCUCGGUCUCCCGUACUAGUAAGACACGCCUUCAAGUUAUGAAAAUUAAACCUGCUAAGAAGCCUGGUGUGGGCUGUCUGGCCACAAGCACUGACCGUCCCUGAGGACCAGCCUUGCUCGGCUCGUGCAAACACACUGCAAGCCUCGUGCCUGGACCCCCCUUUCUCUCUGCCGUUUGCUACCACCUGGAUCUCACCUGAAUAUGCAGCCACUACUCAGACAACAUUAGAGGUCAACAGUGAAAUUAUUCAAAACAGAAAGAAGAGCAGAUGCACUCUUUCCUGUCCAUUCAUUUCAUGAUAUCCUAUCAAUACAAAUAAAGCUACUCAAGAAUAUGUAAAUAAGGUCCGAGCUUUAAUAACAACGUUUCUCCAGCGUAGUGCCGUAAAGAGACCCUGGAUAUUCACACACGGGGCGAAUGUGUAAUCCUUGAAUGGAAGAAACGAAACUGACCAAAUGAGUUUAAUGUUAGGAAAAAGGAAAGGAAAGAGGUCUGAGCUCUGGAAUUUGUUAUUUCAGAACAAACCUGAGAGGGACCGCCCUGGCACUAUUCCCCUUUAGGCUAUAAGGUCUUUACAGGGGCCUGAGGAUAAAAAAACAGGCCUGUGAAAGGAAAACAUCACAAGGGGACUUUUGAGGGGGAGAGAUGGGUCCAAAGGAUCUGUGGCUCUCCACCCUGGGCCGAGCUAUUUGUCAAGAGCAGGGCUGAACCGUGAUUGGGACUUGCGGCUGUGGCUGUGCUUACUGGGCCUCACUGACCCAAGACCAUGCAUGCUGCCAGUGUAAGGACAGCAGGGGAAGGGGUUCAAAGUGGCCUCUGCACAGACCAGGGUAGCUGUGGCCAGAAUCCUUCAUUUAAUGUAUCAGCCUUUGCUUUUUUCAAAUGUUUGUUUCAUUUGGCAUUAUGACAAUCUGGUUUUUGAAAUCAGUCUGCCUUUAAACCAGAAGUUAUUCGACCUAAAAUCAAUCUAAUUCAUUUUAGAAUCUUCAACUUUCUAAUUCCCUUUUCUUGUGCCUCUAGGAAUUAGACCUACUGGCAUGCUAGGCAAAUGUUUCACCACUGAACUACGUCCCCAGCUCACUUUGGGGGCUGUAUGGUUGUUAAAUGUAUAUUGAUACAGGGUCUCCCUAAAUCGCCCAGCUAGCAUCAAACU